GUGCUGCUGCUGCUGGAUUGAAGUGGUGCGAAUUGAGAGUUACUAUGUUACUAUUGAUAAGAUAACAUUGAUAAGUUAAAUAUCAAUUUAAUAAUAUUGUAAAAUAAUCCUAAGUCAUAUCAGUUAGGCUAGAGCGCUUGUUAGCGGUGAUAUUUUUUGAUGCACACGAAAUAACAUUGUUAAUAUAAGUCACUUAAUCCAUUAAUCCAGAAAUUACAAAAUAUGUCGGAAGAUACGCCCAGAGUUCUCUCAAUUCAAAGCCAUGUCGUACACGGAUACGUCGGUAACAAAAGUGCAGUUUUUCCUUUGCAAGUAUUAGGAUUUGAAGUUGAUUCUAUCAACACAGUCCAAUUCUCAACACAUACUGCAUAUAAACACAUAAAAGGCAAUGUGUUAAAAAAUGAAGAAAUGGAGGAACUCAUUGAAGGUCUGACAUUAAAUGAGGUUGACUAUUACACACACUUCAUUACUGGCUACUCGAGAUCACCAGACUCUUUAAAACAGAUUGCUGGAAUUAUCAAAAAGCUGAAACAGAAGAAUCCUAACUUAAUAUAUGCAUGCGAUCCAGUCAUGGGGGACAAUGGCAAAAUGUAUGUUCCUGAAGACAUACUGCCCGUUUACCGCGAUAUUGUGGUGCCACUAGCAGACAUCAUCACUCCCAACCAAUUUGAAGCUGAACUAAUGACUGGUCUUCGAGUAGAGGACGUGAAGGGAGCUUGCAAAGUUAUUGAAGUGUUACAUAGUAAAGGCGUUAAGACUGUAGUGCUUUCGAGCACGGAUUUGGGCGAUAGUGACAAUAUGAUUGCAAUUGCCAGCUCAAAAGGUGAAUGUUACACAAUCCAGAUCCCGAAAGUGGACGCGACGUUCACAGGCACAGGGGACCUGUUCGCCGCACUGUUCUUAGCGUGGUCGUACAAAACAGGAAACAACUUGAAGCUCACGCUCGAGAAGACGAUUGCUACGUUGCAGGCCAUUGUUAAAGACACUUAUCAGAAAGCUAGAGCCAAACACCCUACUGGCAAGGUACCCCCUGCGCUGAUAGAGCUCAGAUUGAUACAGAACAAAGCCACCAUCGAAGAUCCGCCCGUACAAAUAAACGCCAAGAAAAUGGAUUGUAGUUGUUAACAAAAUAUAAUUUAUUGUUAUCUGGAGUCCGUCUAAGCCAAGGCUCGAAAAACCGGUAAAAUGUACAAACCGUUACGUAUUUGGCGCAAAACCUUUUAAUUUCAGUUUCAUUCGUAAUACCGUUAUUUUUUUAAAGUUCUUGUUAGAUCCGGUUUAGACCAAUAUAAACCGGUUUCUUCCUAUGUCGGUGUCGGUUUACGCGGCACACCACCAGGCUGGACGGCCGUCUGUCGAAUAAACCGGUUAUUUAGGUUACAAUAAAGUUCUUAAGACGUUCGCGUUCUUAUGAAAGUUCGAACCGAAAUGAACCGGUAUUUACCGAUCUUUUUAAAACCGGUUUCGAGCAUUGGUCUAAGUCUAAGCUAGCUUUGCACCAACGUGAACAGAACAAGGUAAGUGAGUGUCAUUAUAAACGUCAUAUUUUCACAAAAAUUGAUAUUAACGAUGACAUAGCCAUACUUUGUCAUAAUGCCGUGCAGAGUUAACUUGGUCCAACUCUACAGCUUUAAGAUUGUACGAAGACACGCGUUUGACAAGAGCAAAUUAUUAAAGGCGAUUUAGCUUAUAUAUAUAUAUAUAUAUAUAUAUAUAUAUUUGCCGCUAAAAUAUGUUAGUUAUAUUUAGCUGACAAAUGCUUGCAACUAUUGACUUUGUAGUCUAGAUUGUCUAGAACUAAGUUAAACUAUUUUAUAUGCACUUCAACACAGCAAAAUUAAGUGGUGAAUGACCAAAUACUAAAUGUAGGUACGGUUACGGACUUUAAUUGUUGAACCAUUUAGGGUUCAAGCUGAUUUUGGUUGUUAAUACUAACUACGAGCGUUAACGAAAUCAAUUUAGGAAUAGAAGGUAGAUAAUCAAGUAACCAAAACGUAUGGCCUUUUACAUGUGUCGGAAAUUUAUUUAUGCGUUCAAGACUAUUGUCUUAUUGUCUGAACCCCACCUUUGCUGAAAUGUCCUGUAUCGCUUAUCGUAUUUAGAGCAAUGUGUUUUAUGCCAAUCAAUCAAUCGUCGACAUUAGAUGAAUUAUGAAUGUUAGAAAAAUGACGACGCGUAGCAAAACGUGAUAUGUUUUACUGACUUACAUAUACUGGGUAUAAAAAAAUAAUAGAUUUUACUAUGCUAAAUCAACCUGCUAACGGUUAUAGGUAAUAAAAAAGACAAUACAGGGUGACCUUAGCCAUUGGACAAACCCUGAAAUCCCACGUAGGGUUACUUCUCAGGAAUGCACUGACGUUAAUAUUUUUUUAAUUGGAACAAAAUAUAAAAAAAUAAAUUUUUCGAACAAAAGUUAUUUGCAAUAAUCGACAACAAAAAGAAACACACUGUGUUAAUCUUUGGCAGUGUUUUUGACAAUUUGUUCGAAAUAUUUGAUAAUGAUGACAUUUUUCACAAGUCAGAAGCUUAUUAGUGUCAUAAAUGUAGUCAUAAAUAAAAAAGCGGCCAAGUGCGAGUCGGACUCGCCCAUGAAGGGUUCCGUACCAUUUAUGACGUAUUAAAAAAACUACUUACUAGAUCUCGUUCAAACUAAUUUUCGGUGGAAGUUUGGAUGGUAAUGUAUAUCAUAUAUUUUUUUUAGAUUUUUCAUUCUGUUAUUUUAGAAGUUACAGGGGGGUAGGGGACAUUUUACCACUUUGGAAGUGUCUCUCGCGUAAACUAUUCAGUUUAGAAAAAAAUGAUAUUAGAAACCUCAAUAUCAUUUUUAAAGACCUAUCCAUAGAUACCCCACACGUAUGGGUUUGAUGAAAAAAGUUUUUUUGAGUUUCAGUUCAAAGUAUGGGGAACCCCCAAAAUUUAUUGUUUUUUUUAUUAUAUUUUUGUGUAAAAAUCUUAAUGCGGUUCAUAGAAUACAUCUAUUUACCAAGUUUUAACAGUAUAGCUCUUAUAGUUUCGGAAAAAAGUGGCUGUGACAUAAACGGACAGACAGACGGACAUGACGAAUCUAUAAGGGUUCCGUUUUUUGCCAUUUGGCUACGGAACCCUAAAAAGAUAAUCAAAACGGUUAAAGAAGGUUCCAUACUAUUCUUUGAGGAUAUUACCUUAGGACCUACUAACACAUACAGGCUGCUCCAAAGUAAAAAUUGGUAAUUUGUUAAUUUCUUCGAAAUCGCUACACCGGCUGUUAUGAUACUUUGUACACUGGUUCUAAAUACCCUAAUGCAUAUGUACCUUUCGGCUUUGUCCAAUGGCAAGGUACACACCGUAUAAAUCAAUUCGUGUUACUAUAAUAUCUACAAUUACUAUAAUAAUUUUAUUAUAAUUAUAAUAUUAUGAAGUUAUUUCUAAUUGUACUAGCUAAUUAUAUAGUUUUUAUUGCAACAAUGAUGAAAACUAGUUGGUCCAAGCAGUCUUCCUUAGGAACAAAUAAUUUAUAAGUAUGAAGAAUAUAUGAAUAUUGCUAAUUGAAAAUUUACGAAUGUUAUAUAUUUUUUAUUAUGUUAUGUUUGAUUAACAUUUUAUGCAGUUAUGAGUACAUUUUUAUUUUAAAUAUAAACGCUAAAUGUUAAAA
Cydia pomonella (codling moth) is the source of this 3631-nucleotide messenger RNA. RefSeq names its product pyridoxal kinase (gene Pdxk). Bases 223 to 1125 code for a protein of 300 amino acids. Gene Ontology annotation, cellular component: cytosol. NCBI's taxonomy places the organism in Eukaryota, Metazoa, Arthropoda, Insecta, Lepidoptera, Tortricidae. Gene Ontology annotation, molecular function: pyridoxal kinase activity. The record is from RefSeq and is a predicted model, not a curated record. Gene Ontology annotation, biological process: pyridoxal 5'-phosphate salvage. The transcript is spliced from 6 exons.